This is a messenger RNA of Drosophila melanogaster (fruit fly), 785 nucleotides long. RefSeq lists its product as uncharacterized. Bases 112 to 225 code for a protein of 37 amino acids. The transcript has 2 exons. Lineage: Eukaryota; Metazoa; Arthropoda; Insecta; Diptera; Drosophilidae. The record is from RefSeq and is marked reviewed.
AAGAGUUUUUCAUUACAAUUCCGAGAAAGAAAUAUUGUUAAAUGUUUUUUACUGGCCAGCAGAGUCCUUUUGGCCAUUCCCCUACUCCCAGUUUUAUUGCACUAGUCUGACAUGAAACUUUUUCACCUUUCCACUCUCACUCUAUUAAACAUUUUUCAUUCUCUUUAUUGCCCUCUUGGGCUGUCACAAACAAGUGUGGCCAACUUCGGGCCACGCCCAUAUUAGCCCACACACGCCCACUUUCGCCACAUUUUCCAGGGGUUUCCUUCGUGCUCCUCGGCAAUGUCUUCUGGCCACGCUGGCCAAUUUAAAAUUCAAUUUAAUUUCAAUUGAUAUUGGAAAAUCUUUUGAGCACCUGCCCCACCCACUCCCUUUUGCCAAGUGAAAAACCUAUCCACACGCAGCGGGGAAGCCCCAUUACCAGGGUUUCCACAGUUUUUCGAUUCCUUAGUGUGGCAAACUCACUCGGACUUUUGACUGUGCGGUUCCCAUUUCGGCGACAAAAGGGCUUCAUCCAUCGUUAAGAACCAGACAGAAUUCAAAGUGGGUGGCUGGACCCAUAAAUUAUGCACAGGCCACGGAAGACAGCAACCUGAAGGGCAACAAUAACAAAGUCCGGGAAAUGCUAAGAACCCAAAAACCCAACCCUCACUAAUUGCCCCAAGGCUGGUCCUCAAAAUCUCCGGCAGCAGAUUGUUUUCCUAGCAACGUCGUCGCCUUGGGCUGUGAAAGAUUUCCUACACGUUUCGGCCAUCUCAUAAAUAAAGGGAAAAUUUCAUUAAGAC